AUGGAAAGAUCAUUGGUUUUUGCGAUUGGGUGUUGGGAAGUGGCGGCGGGGGUGGAGAAGCCGAGGGCGUUGGUGGCGAGGCGUUUUAGGGAGAAAGGGUGCGGGCUAACCAAUUUGUGUGAUCUGGCAGUGGACUGGGAGAGCGGGGAGCUAACCGAGGACGAGAGGGGCAGUUGGAGGUGA
Prunus armeniaca (apricot) is the source of this 183-nucleotide messenger RNA. The record is from the annotation of a GenBank genome assembly. NCBI's taxonomy places the organism in Eukaryota, Viridiplantae, Streptophyta, Magnoliopsida, Rosales, Rosaceae.